AUGGGCGGGGAGCAUCGCGAGCAACCCUGUUGUAUUUUUCCAGCUCUCGUCGGCGACAGUGGUCAGCAAAUCAGCAAAAGACGACUUGAGCGCGUUCAAUUCAAUUGGGAGCCGAUACAAAGCAACUCAAAUGCGACCAAUUUAAUUCAAUUAGCUUGGGGUGUUGUCUUGCGCCUUUAUGCUGGAUCUGAGGAUAUUGCGUUUCUUUACGCCAAGACCAGUGUCCAGAACAGCAGGUUUCAUCUAUGCAGCUUCCAGCUGCAGGGUGAGAAAUGUUUGCAAAUUCUAGCUGGAGACAACUCUCAUAAUGUGUCCAGAUGGCAUACUCGGCCACUGGAUGUCGCCCGUGAUGUGGACAAGUUCCAAGGGAAUGUCAACACUAUGGUGGUUGAGAGUGCCGCCUUCGCCAAUGACUGGGAGCAAAAUGCUCCAUUGCCCGAAGCAUUACACUCAGGAAAGCCUACCCAGAUGAUCGAUUUAGUCCUAGAAUUCCAAAGGUCAAAUUAUUCCACGCAUAAUAUUAUUAUUCAUUACAGCCCUUCCGUCAUCGAUGGCAGGCUAGCCAAUAGUGUGGUGGAAACUUUCAAAGAAACAUUGACUCGCCUUUUUGAGAAUUCAGAGUUGACUGUGAACGAUAUAAACCCUUGCAGUGCAUACGACUUCGAUCAACUGAAGCUUUGGAACCCAUCUAUACCAGAGCCAGAAGCUGAAUGCGUCCAUCAGACCAUUCUAAAGCAAUGCAGUCAAAAUCCUGGUGAUGUCGCUGUCGACUCUUGGGACGGGGUUCUGACUUAUCUCGAGCUUGACUUUCUUUCCGCAGAACUUGGGCAACGUCUUCUCAAGCAAGGAGUUUCCACAGGGACGCUGACUGUAUUAUGCUUCGAGAAAUCCAAAUGGGCAAUUGUGGCUGUCCUGGGAGUCUUGAGAGCUGGCAGUGCCUUUGCAUUUGUUGACCCUUCAAGUCCCCUUCCACGUAUGCAAAGCAUAUGCCAAGAUCUACAGGCUAAAUAUUUGGUUUGCUCGACAGCCCAUUCUGAGUUGGGGCAAGAUCUUGAUUUACAUACCAUAAUUGCGUCAACACCAGCAUCGCUUUCUCCAGAGAGCUAUUCAAAAGCUCAGGUUAUCAACUCGCAGAUUAGCCCAUCCAGUCCAAUCUAUGUUGCAUUCUCUUCUGGUUCAACCGGCAAACCAAAAGGGGUUGUCAUAGAGCAUAGGGGCUUUUGGCUGCGGGCCAUGGCAAAUAAAGAGAUCCUAUCGCUGGGAAAGUCGUCAAGAACACUUCAAUUCGCAAGUUACGUGUUUGAUGUCAGCAACAGGGAUAUACUGUACACUUUAAUGUUCGGCGGUUGUAUCUGUGUUCCCUCCGAUUACGACCGCUAUAACAACCUGACGACGUAUAUGACUCAAAAACAGAUAAACUGGGCCAGCCUGACCCCCUCUGUUUCCAAUCUGCUGGAUCCAAAUAACGUACCCCAUCUUCGCCAGCUAGUGCUAUGUGGUGAGCCAAUGACACCGCUCCAUAUUGCUACCUGGAGUGGAAAGGUCGAUCUCAUCAACGCCUAUGGUCCAUCAGAAGCAGUCACAAUCAGCGCGAUACGCACCAAUAUGAGUCCUACCGACCAUCACAUGAAUAUCGGAAACGGAGCCGGGUCAAAUUUAUGGAUUGUAGAUGCGAAUGACUAUGAGAAGCUUCUGCCUAUUGGAGCGAUCGGCGAGUUGCUGAUAGAGAGUCCCAGUGUUGGACGCGGAUACAUCAAUAACCCGGAGCUGACAAAUUCAUCAUUCCUACGGGCACCAUCAUGGCUUCAGAACUUACGACGCUGCUCUAGUCUUGGUCGAGUAUACAUGACUGGAGAUCUCGCUCGGCUGGAGUCCGACGGAAGCAUCCGCUUCGUUGGUCGCAAAGAUUCUCAGGUCAAAAUCCGAGGCCAACGUGUCGAGCUCAGUGAAGUGGAACAUCAUAUCCAGCGCCUGAUUGGUGAAGGUCUUGGGAUCCCUGUUUUGGUCGACAUCAUUGCGCCUAAGGGAAUAAAUACAGAUAUUCUGGUCGCAUUCUUGCCAAUCAUGCAAAGUACAAGAAGGAAUGCGCGAAGUGACCUCCAUGAGAUACUGCGCGGUAUAAUCCCUAGUCUGGAAGAGAAAUUGAGCCAAAUAUUACCGUCAUACAUGAUUCCAAGCAGAUUUCUCAUUGUUAAAAAAAUUCCUAUGACAGCCACAGGCAAGAGGAAUAGACAGCAAUUGCGUCGAGAAUUUGCAACCAUGAGCUUGGACGAUCUGGAUGAGGCUAACUCCGUCGAGAAAAAGAGAUUCAUUCCAACUUCGGGAAUAGAGCAACAUCUACAGCAGAUCUGGGCUUCAGUAUUAGGAAAGGAGCCGAGUAUGAUCGGUUCAGAUCACAGUUUUUUCCGCCUAGGAGGAAACUCCAUCAUGGCUAUGCAAGUAGCUUCCCUUGCUCGCUCUGAAGGCCUGGACUUGUCGGUCGCAGACAUCUUAGAGCACAAACAAUUUGGCCGACUCACUGAAAUUCUCUCAACGCGACCAAUUGUGAGCACUACUAUCCACGCCAUACCAUUUUCUCUCCUUCACCCAGGUGACAUGGAUACGCUUCCUGCGAAACUAGAAGAACUUCGAGCGAGGGACAUGAUCGCGGAUAUUGUUCCAGUGACUGAAACCCAAAAAUUCUUUCUCACUCAGUGGAGUCUUUCAUCGUAUUGCCUGCCACUCGCUGGGGAUGUUAAUGUUGAUCGAUUACAUGCUGCCUGCCAGACUGUCGUUUCACAACAUAGCAGCUUGCGGUCCAUUUACAUGAAAGUAGGAGACACAAUCGUUCAAGUGUUUCUGAAAACCAUUGAUGUUUCUUUCAAUCACCUGAAAGUGGACGAUCCCCUUGAAUCUGCCUGCCAAAAAAUAACGAAACAUGAUAUCGCAGAAUCGCCCAUGUCGGGAAAUUUGCCCAUUAAGUUCACUUUAAUCUCAAAAUCAGAAAAGGAACAUGCAUUGAUGGUCCGAGUCUCACACGCACAAUAUGAUGGUUACUCGUCGCCCAUUCUCUUUAAAGGUAUCUCGACUGCCUAUAACAGCCUGAGCCAAAUCCCAGCGCACUCGCUGCCCACGCCUUACAGCCAUUAUGUCUAUGCUUGCCAUCGGUCCAAAACAAAACAGGCACUCGAAUUCUGGCGAAGAAACCUUCUGGGCUCAUCGAUGACCAUUCUUCCUACUCAUAGUUCCUACUGCGGGGAUCGAGCGCCAACUGAUAUCAGACAAACCGCCAGCUCAAAGCUUCCCACUCCUCCCGAAGAUCUUACUGUGCCAACCCUAAUGAACGCCGCCCUUGCCGUUGUUCUUUCGCGACGCCUGCAGGUAUACAAUGUAGUUUUUGGUGUGGUGAUGAACACCCGUGAUAUUGCUGUACCAGGGGUGGAGCAAAUUCUUGGCUCUUGCAUCAACAUCAAUCCAUUCCGCGGUGUCUCGGAGCCAACACAAACUGUUCUUGGCCUCUGUAACGCGCUUCAAGAUCAAUACGUCAACGUUGCCAGAUAUGGUUAUCUCGAUCUCCCGUAUAUCGUUGCCAACUGCACAGACUGGGAUCCUAAGACCAAACUAGGCGUCAUGAUCAAUCACCUCGACGGAGCGAAGCAGCCAAUUCAUCUCAAGCUGAAUGGUGCUGUAUGCACAUCUUCCGAAUGGAAAGCAAAUAUCAAUCUCAUUGAUCAAAUACUUGUUCGCUCCAUCACUGUUGGAGACGAGUUGAGAGUUCAAAUUCUCACAUCAGAUAAAAUCCUGAGUGCAGAGGCUGCGUGUGCUAUGGCUAGGGAACUGGUAGACACCGCACGUCUACUCUCUAAAAGCCCCAACGUGAUUCUUUCUUCUCUAUAUCCAGGUCAACCUGAUCUUGUCGCCUCUGCUAAUUAG
Molecule: messenger RNA, 3912 nt
Organism: Penicillium longicatenatum
Lineage: Eukaryota; Fungi; Ascomycota; Eurotiomycetes; Eurotiales; Aspergillaceae
Product: non-ribosomal peptide synthetase
Exons: 2
Coding region: 1-3912 (1303 amino acids)
Biological process (GO): secondary metabolite biosynthetic process; amino acid activation for nonribosomal peptide biosynthetic process
Cellular component (GO): cytoplasm
Molecular function (GO): catalytic activity; phosphopantetheine binding
Source: RefSeq, a predicted model, not a curated record